Messenger RNA from Dioscorea cayenensis subsp. rotundata (Guinea yam), 2380 nucleotides. RefSeq lists its product as uncharacterized. Bases 140 to 2215 code for a protein of 691 amino acids. The record is from RefSeq and is a predicted model, not a curated record. The transcript is spliced from 3 exons. Lineage: Eukaryota; Viridiplantae; Streptophyta; Magnoliopsida; Dioscoreales; Dioscoreaceae.
AUCAAUCUCAAUCUCAAGCAGUGUCAAGUGGUUGAAAUGGGAAGAAGAAAAGCAAUUGCUUCUUGUUUUGUUGCAUAAACGAGGGAGGAAGAAGAAGAAGAAGAAGAAGAAGAAGAGGUAGAGGAAGUAGAAGUGUUUGAUGGAACGAGGAAAAGGGUUUGUUGUUGGGAAUGAUGAAGAAGAAGAUGAUGAUCAAAAGCAGGAGGAGGAGGAGGAGGAGGAGGAGAAGGAUCGAAAGGAGUUUCUUGGUGUCAAAUUGAGGAAGAGAUCCAGUGUGAGCAAAAAGGCCGGACCUUGUACUCCUGUGCCAAAUUGGAAGCUUGAUCCUGGUCCUUCUGCUCUUUGUGCCGACGACCAGAGGCCGCCGAUCGCUGGUGCUUCGGCCAGGAAGCUUGGAGCUAAUCUUUGGGAGAUCCAGGAUGCGUUGCGGCUUCCUCGGAUGAGUAGGAAGAGUGGGAGGGUGCACCGGCGCAAGGAUGGAUUGUUGCUUGAUGAUGUGGAUCGGCCUCGAAGUGCUAGCAGUCCAAGGAGGCGUGCCUCAGUUUCUGUAGCUCAGCACCAUAAAUUAAUUGAAAGGGGUAGCAGGGCCAUGCAAGCUGUAUCGCCUGCAAGUUAUAGCAGCUCUAUGGAGGUUACCCCUUUCAAUCAAGUGGUUACUCCUGGUGGUUCUUUGGAUUUUAAGGGAAGGUUUCAAGACUCAAGAUAUAGCCUAAAGACAUCGGCUGAAUUGCUGAAGGUGUUGAAUAGGAUAUGGAGCCUAGAAGAACAACACACGUCAAAUUUAUCAUUGGUUAAAGCAUUGAAAAUGGAGCUGCAACAUGCUCGGUCACGCAUUGAGGAGCUGAUGGAAGAGCAGCAAGCAUAUCGCCAUGAAAUGGAUGAUCUGAUGAAGCAAAUUACAGAAGACAAAUUAGUCAGAAAGAGUAGGGAACAUGACAGAUUCAAAGCGGCAAUUCAGUCAAUUAGAGAUGAGCUUGAUGAUGAGAGGAGACUCAGGAGACGGUCAGAGAGUUUACAUCGGAAGUUGGGUAAAGAGUUGUCUGAAGUAAAGACUGCAUUUGCAAAGGCUGUGAAAGAUCUGGAGAGACAGAGAAAAGCUAAUGUUUUGUUAGAGGAUCUAUGUGAUGAGUUUGCCAAGGGAAUAGGGGAGUAUGAGCAUGAAGUGCGACAAUUAAAGCAAAAAUCUGAAAAAGGAAGUGAUAAAAAGUUUGAUCGAUUGGUCCUACAUAUGUCAGAAGCAUGGUUAGAUGAACGAUUGCAGAUGAAAAUCGCUGACGAACAUGGAGAGUUGGAUGAUAAGGAUAGCAUACUAGACAGAUUAAGUGGUGAAAUUAAGUCCUUUAUUCAAGCUAGACGAUCUAAUAGCUCGAAGAAUGAAAUAGCGUUUCCUGAAGAUGGAAGAAAGGAGAGUGCUCUGCGCCGACAUUCACUAGAAUCUGUUUACUUGAAUGGCGCUGGCAGUGCACCGCAGGAAGCUGAAGAUGAUGACUCUAUGGCCAGUGACUUGCAUUGCUUUGAGCUGGAUAUGACUGUUAAUGAUAAUGAAAGCCAUCGUCAUUUGAAACAAAAUGGCAGAAACUUAGAAGAUCAUGAAUUCUCAAGGACAUCAAAUUUUUCUGGUAAAAAGCCAGACUGUUCUGAAAAAGUCAAAGGACAAAAAUCAUCCUGCUCCUGCUCCUGCUCCUGCCUGCAAAUUCGUCCCGAAGAAGAAAAAGAUAUGACCAAGUUAUGCAACAAUGGAAGCAAGACGCAACUUGUUGAUCCUGAAAUUGGAGCGGAUCCCGGUCAGAUUGAAUCAAUCGUGUCCGAGAAACUAGAUAUUUGCCAAGUCCGAGAAGGUGUACAGGAAAUGAAGCCGAACUUGGUUGAUAACAUGAUGAAAAACCCAUCAGAGAGUUCUGAAGGUUGUAAGAUUCAUCCUUACAACGAUCAUGGUGAAGAGUCCCACAAUUAUCUCUCUCGACGGGGUCAUUUUGGACCGGUCAGUCUGGAUGAUGUUUCAGGAGAUUUCUGCAUAUCCAGUCCAGUGCAACAAUGGAAUUAUCGACCAAAAUCACCGGAGUUUGAGAUAGCCGAAUGCCCGUCAAGCUUACCUCAAGGAGUGAAAGAAAACACAUUGAAGGCGAAAUUACUCGAAGCAAGGCUUGAGGGGAAGCACGCUCGCUUGAAAGCUCUGAAAGGGUCUUCUCUUGGUGUAAAAAGGCGAGAUACAUAGCAAAGUUAUUGCCCAGUUUUUUUCUUUUCCUGUCGAAUUCUAGUCAUAGAUGUUGUUAUGUAUUUUUCGUAUUGUUCGUAUUUUUUUUGGCGAUGUUCUUGUUGUUCUUGGACACUAAUUUUGGAUUUUUAUCUUGUGUAUACCAUCAGUAGAGAAUUUGUGACC